This is a messenger RNA of Meriones unguiculatus (Mongolian gerbil), 5909 nucleotides long. RefSeq names its product caspase recruitment domain family member 6 (gene Card6). Lineage: Eukaryota; Metazoa; Chordata; Mammalia; Rodentia; Muridae. The coding region runs from base 209 to 3526 and encodes 1105 amino acids. The record is from RefSeq and is a predicted model, not a curated record. The transcript is spliced from 4 exons. Gene Ontology annotation, biological process: regulation of apoptotic process.
ACCCUGGGUUCUGCUCUCAGCAAGCGCACACACACACACACACACACACACACACACACACACACACAUCCCACGCAGAGCUGAUAAAGGAUCAGCAACAGGAAACAGGGACAGAGUGCUCCGGGCUGGCUUCCCUUCCUGCGUUUGUUCCUCUCCGCCCUCUGCAACGAAAGAACGACUUAGUCCAUUUUCUGUUUUUUAGGGAGCAAUGGCUACAGAGGGCACUUCCUCAGAAAUCAUAGAAAGACAACGAACAAAGUUGCUUAAUGUCCUCCAACAAGAUCCUGAUUCUCUCUUGGACACGCUAACCUCUCGGAGACUGAUUUCCGAGGAGGAGUAUGAGACUCUGGAGGAAAUUACAGAUCCCCUGAAGAAAAGCCGGAAGCUGUUAAUUUUGGUACAGAAGAAGGGAGAGGACAGCUGCUGUUGCUUUCUCAAGUGUUUGUCUAAUGCGUUUCCUGAGUUAGCUGCUACCUUGGCCUUAAAGCACGGAGCUCCACAGCAGGGGACGGAAGCAGCCCGGUCUGCGGGGGUGAGCCUGGAUUCGGAAGAUGCCGCGGAGAAGGCUGAGACAGCAGCGACCUCUGAAGAGGAAGAAACGCCUGAGUUUUUCACCUACAAGGAAAGUAACUCUAAGGAACCGGCUGUAUAUUCCGGGGAGAAGGAGGAGGGUCGUGGCUCCCCACAAGUCACGGAGCCGCAUUCUGUCGAAAGAGCCGAGUAUGAAGUUCCAGCAAGUAUCACAUACUUACACGAUGGACAGAGAUACGAGGAGCCAGAUGAUUCUCUGUACUUAGGAGAAGGGGAAUAUCAAGAGUCUGUUGGGUACCCUGAGGAUGUCGAGGCCACUGUGGAGGAAGGGGCUUCCGAUGGCCUGCAGUGCUAUGUAUGUGACGAUGAAGAGGAAGGCGAGUAUGAAGAAACCACAGGCUUCUCUGAUGAAGAAAGUUGCGAGGCUUCAGAAACCGGCGUUUCCUUGGAAGAGGAGGAGAAAAGUACUGAAGAAAGAAAAAGAGUGUUUCAACAUGUCCUCUCCUGUUUGAACAUGGACAGAAGCAGAAAGCUUCUCCCAGAUUUUGUGAGGCAGUUUUCCAUGGAUCGAAGCUGUGAGUGGACGCCCGAAACUCCCGGGGACUUAGCUUGGAGUUUCCUGAUGAAAGUUCAGGCCUUAGACUUGACAGCCAGAGAUUUUAUCUUUAGACGCAAGAUGGUGGACGAAGAGAACAAAGGGGAAGUUCUGGCUGGAAUAGAGAAUUUAGAAGUUGGAGACCUACAAACCAUCAACCCCCUUGAUGUCCUUUGUGCUUGCAUGCUUUGUUCAGAUAGCUCUUUGCAACGUGAAGUCGUAUCAAACAUGUACAGAUGCCUGUUUGCCCUUCCCCUGCUACUGCCAGAUGCAGAAAACAACAAAAGCAUCUUAAUGAUGGAGGCCAUGAAGGACUUAAGGUGCCCCCCAGCGCAGUCCUCGGGAGGGCCCCCGAGGGAAACGGAAACAUAUCUGAGUCUCAUGAAGAUGCCCGUCAUCUCUUUUGUGCGACUAGGGCACUGCAGCAUCUCCAAGUCCAGAAUCCUUAAUGCUCUGCUCAGCUCCUCCCAACAGAAACCACACAAAAUUUUUCUCCAUCAGGACCCGUCUGCUCCUGUGCUUCCUCGGCAGAUUUCUGAUGGCCUCGUAGAGGUUACAUGGUGUUUUCCUGACAGCCAGGAGCAAAAGGAAAGUCUUCAUGUUUUCCAGAAACCUGUCGCUGUGGCCAACCUUCGUGGUGAUCUAGAAAGCUUUUGGAUGCAAUUUGGUUUUCUGGUGGAAGUUUCCUCAGCCGUGUUCGUCUUUACUGACUUCCUUGGUGAGAAGGAAUGGGAACUUCUAAUGUUUUUAGGAGAAGAUGCCAUUGAGAAGUGCUACUUUGUCCUCAGUCCCCAGGCCAAGGAGAGUGAAGAGGCUCAGGUUUUCCAAAGGAUCCUGAAGCUAAAGCCAUCACAGCUACUGUUUUGGGAAGUAGAGGAAGCUGGGGAUAGAAGGAAGACUAUGGAGGGCCUGCAAGCUGCUCUCCAGGAAGUAAUGUCCUCUUCACUCCGAUGUGUGUCCCUAGAAGAUAUGGCCUCUCUGGCCAGGGAGUUGGGGAUUCAGGUAGACCAAGACUUUGAAACCACUCAGGAUGUUCAGGCUCUUGCGACAGCAGUUGAAGGCGAGAACCAACAGCCUCAUAGUCAGACAAAAAGCCCAUCUGAAAGCCGAGCUCAGAAGCCAGUCAGAGAGCCUGGGGCUCAAAGUGAGGUCAGCCAGAAUAUUCAGAAUUUUCAUCAGACUCCAGUGUACAUGCCUUCUCCAGCACACCCAUGGCCCUUGCCUAUCAGGGCCGGGAGUAACUUUUACCCUGUUUCCUUGAAAGCCCCCUGGGUUAUGAGCCCCCACAUUGGACCACAGCAGAGGGCUAAGUGGUUCUCUUCUUUACCCAAUCAGAAUAUAAGAUUUCACAGUGGAGGAAAAAACUUCCGUAUUCAGUACUGUCAACCCUGGGGAUUUUAUGCAGGGGAAAGGUUCAUGAAGUUUCCUGGAACUUCUCGGGGGUACUGCUUGAGUGAAACAUCUGGGAAAUCAGAAAGACAGACUCCUCAUGUACGGACCCACCCUGAGAGCUUACAGACAGCGAGAACUCCUCAAAGGUCUGGGAGAGUGGCUUCUCACGUAGGUCAUUCACAAGCAACAAAAGCAGCCGGGAAACCGCAGCCUGUGAAAGCCUGUGCCCAGGUGAUGCAGCUGACUGAAGCAAGGGGAAAAUACAUGAGGGCAUCAUCUCAUAUUAAAUAUCCUCACCCUCAGACCAGUCAGCUCGCAGGAGCCAUUCAAGAACGAACAAUGCUUGCUUCUCAAGGAUCCCAACGGAUAAUACAGGGAAGGCCUUCAGAUCCAGCUUUUCAACCAGCAUCUCAGUCCACGUCUGGGACAAAACUUUCUUCUACCUCCCAGUUCAACUCCCAUCAACCCAUAUUCCAGAUCAAAUACUUCCAGCCUAAGCCCUCUCAACCUGUACCUUCUCAGAAAAAAAUGUCUCACCCCCAGUCCUCCCAAGCUAAACCCACUCAUCCCCAGGCCUCCAAAGCUAAACCCACCCAUCUACAGCCCUCCCAAGCUAAACCCGCCCAUCCUCAGCCCUCCCAUGCUAAAUUCACUCACCCCCAGUCCUCCCAAGCUAAAUCCACUCACCCCCAGGCCUCCCAAGCUAAACCCGCCCAUCCUCAGCCCUCCCAUGCUAAACCCACUCAGCCCCAGGCCUCCCAAGCAAAACCCACUCAGCCCCAGGCCUCCCAAGCUAAACCCACUCACCCCCAGGCCUCCCAAGCUAAACCCACUCACCCCCAGGCCUCCCAAGCUAAACCCUCCUCAUCCAAAUCUACUCAGUUCAAUCAGCAUAGACCCCAUCAGUCCCAACCUAAGCCUUUUCAACAGAGAUCCACUCAAUCUAAAUCAUACCAGAUCAAGCCUUCCCAGGCCAAGGCAUACCACCCAAGAGCAGGGAAACGUUAAAGAACAUACUCCAGAGGCUUAUGAAGUAUAUUCUUUCCUUAUGUUAUUCCUCUCAUAUAACAGUCUGAAGAAAAGUUUCAGUGGAAGAGUGAUAAAAUUAGCAAAACAAAAAUUAUGCAAAGUCUGAGUGCAUGGCAAAGUAUGUACGGAAAAUGUGAAAGCAGUUAAGGGUAGGAUCUGGCUGGGCAAGGUGGCACACACCUGUAACCCCAGCACUCCGGAGGCAGAAGCAGGAGGGCCUGUGUGUGUUUGAGGCCAGCCUGGUCCAUACAACAACACAGCAAGUUCUAGAUCAGCAGAGUACAUAAUAAGACCCUAUUAACAUAAAAAAGAAUAGGAUCAAACAUCCAGCCAACAAGAUCAGUCGGUAUUCCAGAAGGCACCACUGAUUAGACUCUGGGUUACCAAAACCAAACAAAAAUUAAACCUCCCAACAAACAGCAGGAAGGAGGGGGUGGGUGUCAGGCUGAGUGAGAGAGGGAAGAGCUGUGUAUACACACAUGAAACUGUUGAAUAAUAAAUGCAAGAUGAGAAAAGAAUGGAAUCUAAGGAUGCAUAAAUUCAUCCAUUCCACCCGCACUAUUGGGUGAUGUUUGAUUUGAACCAGGGGAUGGAGUCUGUGAUAUAGCCAUACGUCUGAAGAGUGGAGUUACCAUGUAAUUGCAAAGUGAAAAGAUGAAAAUAUGGAGUUUAGAUUAUUUCAGUGUUGAAGAAAGGCUGCUUUAGAAGUGCCUCCGUUUUUGGUUUAUUAUCGGCCACCGAGCAGAUACCGUGCACCAUUGGAGCAGUUAAAUCAACUUGUUUCUGGUUAUAGCCUCAAUUUUCAUGCCUGAUUAGCCUGUCUCAUUUGGCCAUUAUACAUGGAAAUAAUGAAUAUUCCAGCAAAACAUAAUUUUAUGUUAGCUUUGGGCCUGAUUUUUGCAUGUUUCAUAUUUUAUAUACAAUAGCUAAGAAAAUUUAGCUCAUUAGAGGUUAUUAAAUAUUAUAUUAUUAGUUUAGUAGUUUGAAAUCAGGUAUGUGUUAGUGUGUUUUUAAUUUUAGCAUUAGUUGAAAAGAUUAAAAUGAAUUUACAAAGGGUAUAAAUUAAGUUUGAGAGAACUUAUGGUCUAGAAGGGCUUAAAAUUUCUGUAAAUUCAGAUUGUUCUGAUCAUUCGGAUAGCUUCUGCUAGUUAUCAGUGUUGAAAAGAAUCUGUCUGAAUCAGGCAUUUCACGGGAGCUUCUCGAAGUUUUUAAGUGAUAGCAAAAGGCUACAUUAGCUGAACAUGCUGGUACAUACCUGUGACCUCAAACUUAAGAGACUGAGGAAGGGGGAUCAGGGAUCAGGGCCAGCAGCACAUGGUGAGAUCAAGUCUCAAAAAACAAAGACAAGCCACUUAGGUAGAUGUCAAAAUUUGCCUCAUUUAGAAAUAAAGUAAGAUUUAUACAUUGGACUAAAUGUUCCAGGUUUUGAAUUUAUGACCUUGUUUAAUUUUUUAUUUAAACUUUGAUUUUAUUUAUUAUUGUAGUGUGUCUGUGUGUGUGUGUGUGUGUGUGUGUGUGUGUACAUGAAUGCCACAACAUGUAUGUGGAGGACAGUGAGAAUCUUCUCCUUUCACCUUUAUGUGUAGGAAGUUUUACCCACUGAGCUAUGUCAUUCAUCCUAUAAACCCAAUUUUAAAUAGUAAAGUAGUUCCAAGGAGUUAGCUAGGUUAAAAAAAUGUUUUCAAAGAAAACAAAGAAAGAAAUCAUACUGGCUAAUGUACGGCAACUCAACUUUUAAAAGGAAUCAUUAGUGUCUGAGAAUAGUCUAAUAUCACAAAAGUGUGUUUGUCUGUACAGGUGUUAAAUACUAUUGCUUUCAGAGUAUUUAAUCUCAUGAGUAUUGUAAAGGCGAAAAAAGAAAUGGGGGACAUAUAUGUGUAUAUUUGAUUUUACUUGUGAAUUCUGUCUUUUAGAAUGAUAAAUAUAAGAAGUAAAAUAAAACAGUCUGUUUUCAAAAGAAAAAUGCCUUAAACCUGCUCAGACUGACCUACAGAUAAGCAGGAAGUCUGGGCCCCACUAGUCUAGCUGCCCCACCCAAGCUCAAGUUUAGAUAAGAAAAUAGAUUAAGAGUCAAGCUUGCCUGAUGACUUUCAGACAUAAGGUUUAUGCUCCUGAGAAACCUUAAAAUGAGCAGGAUAUAAACAUGUAAAUUAACCCACACAUCGUGUGGGCUGAGAAAUAGGCAAACGUCAGCAGCCGAUGACCUGUGAGUUUGUACCGCGAGAGCGGUAAAUCAGGAAGGGACCUUCAUUCAGGGUUAUAAAAACUCUUCUUUGUGCUCAAUUUGUCUGUCCCUCCUUUUGUUUGGGUUGGCACCAGACCAUGCAAAAUUUUUAAAAUAAACUGCCCCACUUUCACUUUU